ACUAACAAAAAAGGAUUACAAAGUGCGAUCCUGGGCUGUUCCUCAGUUCCAAAAGUCCUUUAUUCCUUCAUCAGCAUUCCACGAAGCAAGACAAGAGUGUGUGUAGUGUGAAAACUAGGAGGAGCCCAUCAGAAAUUUUGCGAUUCACUAACAAAAUCAGUGACGUUGACGCAUAUUGGCCCUUGUUUACUCCGCUAUCCAAAGAAGCAUUUUCCCCGAAGCUAAACAAUGGCCGAGAUGAAGGCGGAAAUCGACAGCGACGCUGAGCAAAACUAUUCCCUUGGCAGCAAUGUCGAUCCGAAAAACAUGCAAGAGCUGACCAUCUAUGUUCAGAAUCUCCUCCAGAACGUGCAGGACAAGUUCCAGACCAUGUCGGACCAGAUCAUUUCCCGUAUCGACGACAUGGGCACUAGGAUAGAUGACCUCGAGAAGAGCAUUGCCGACCUGAUGCAGCAAGCCGGCGUCGAAGGCGCCGAGAAGUGAGGACCACGGAGAUAAGAAUCCCCAACAGAGAUAAAAAAAAGGUACAAUGUGUGCUGCUGAUGGAGAAGUGAUCUGCAAUCCGCCUAUUCUUAGGUUUACGUUUAGAUUUAUUACAAGCGCAUGAUUUAUAUAGUUCCGGGGAUUAAGUUUUCUUCUCGUCCCGCGUCUGAAUGUCGUCUGGACUGGAAGUGUGUCAUAUCUGCGGGGAAAACCAAGUUUUUCCGCACCGGAUUGGGGUUUGAUAGGGAGUCAUGGCAUUAUCGACAAAAUUCAUCCACAUUAUUUGUUAUUGCAAUCACCUUUAUAACAUGGGAGGAAACGGGAGGAAGAGAUCCGACAAACAAACAAUCGGUACGAAGUAAGCCAAAAAUCAAGGAUACAAAUUUAAUAAUAUAGAAACACGCAGUAAUAACACUCCAA
Messenger RNA from Aedes albopictus (Asian tiger mosquito), 903 nucleotides. Its product is annotated as heat shock factor-binding protein 1-like. Gene Ontology annotation, biological process: cellular heat acclimation. Gene Ontology annotation, molecular function: transcription corepressor activity. The record is from RefSeq and is a predicted model, not a curated record. Bases 229 to 483 code for a protein of 84 amino acids. The transcript is spliced from 2 exons. Lineage: Eukaryota; Metazoa; Arthropoda; Insecta; Diptera; Culicidae. Gene Ontology annotation, cellular component: nucleus; cytosol.